Messenger RNA from Cydia fagiglandana, 552 nucleotides. RefSeq names its product death-associated inhibitor of apoptosis 1-like. The record is from RefSeq and is a predicted model, not a curated record. The transcript has 2 exons. The coding region runs from base 1 to 552 and encodes 183 amino acids. Gene Ontology annotation, molecular function: cysteine-type endopeptidase inhibitor activity involved in apoptotic process; ubiquitin protein ligase activity. Lineage: Eukaryota; Metazoa; Arthropoda; Insecta; Lepidoptera; Tortricidae. Gene Ontology annotation, cellular component: nucleus; cytoplasm. Gene Ontology annotation, biological process: regulation of cell cycle; negative regulation of apoptotic process; positive regulation of protein ubiquitination.
AUGACUACAGGCCAGGACGAGUGCGGCAUGUGCGCGCCGCCCGCCACCAGCGCCAGUGUGCUCCCCAAACCCCACCCGCACCCGCGCUACAACAACAAGGCCGCCCGGCUCCGCACCUUCGAAGAUUGGCCCAAGAGCAUGAAGCAGAAGCCCGAGGAGCUCGCCGAGGCCGGCUUCUACUACACCGGCCAGAGCGACAAGACCAAGUGCUUCUACUGUGACGGAGGACUCAAGGACUGGGAGGAGGACGACGUCCCAUGGGAGCAGCACGCGCGUUGGUUCGACCGGUGCGCGUACGUUCAGCUCGUUAAGGGAGAAGAUUACGUCCAGAAGGUCAUGAGCAGCCAAAAAGGAAAAGUCAUCAUUGCUCCGAACAAAGCGUCCAACAGCGCAAUCGACCCCAACUACGAACUCGGCCGGAUCACCAGCCACCUCAUGGACAUGGCAGAGCCCACACUUCCAGGAGGCAAUACCGAAGCCGUUACGUAUACCGCAGCCAAACGCAAAACUAACGCUUACUUGUUAGUUAAGCUAAGCACACCAACUACUUAA